UUUUGCAUCUCUGAUUCCUCUUCUCUUCUCUUACUUGUGCGUUAUCUGUUAUACGUUCCACGUUAUCAGCAUCCGGAGAUCAUCCUGUUUCAGUUCGAUCCAACCCGAAAACAAGAUGGUUCGCGCAUGGAUAAUGGACAACGAGAAGACCGAUCAGCGUUUGGAACAUCACCUGAAUCCGCCAAAGUUUCUAACGCUGGAAGAUUUGUUCACAUUCACCGGCGUUGAGUAUUUCAAGAUCAACAUUCCUACCUACAAUACGGACGGAGUGCUGGAGGCGAUCCGAACGGAUCGAGGGUACAAUUACGAGGAUGAAAUGACCUGCUCGGAAGCCUGCUUGCCGGAUUAUGAGAACAAACUGAAGACAUUUUUUACAGAGCAUCUGCACACCGACGAAGAGAUUCGGCUUGUGAUGGAUGGCUCGGGCUAUUUCGAUGUGCGCAAUGGAAAGGACGAUUCCUGGAUCCGCAUCGAAGUCGUAGCAGGAGACUUGAUCAUCAUUCCCAGUGGAAUCUAUCAUCGUUUUACGUUGGACUCCAAGAACUACAUUAAAGCAAAACGUUACUUCGUUGGCGAACCUGUUUGGCUGCCGUACAACCGCCCGGUUGAUGAUAUGGACUGCCGUAAGGAAUAUUUAAAACGACUGGAAAGGGGGUUCGCUGCUUGAAGGCAUUCCUGCAAGAUUACUACUGUGUUGAUCUAUAAUUUUCAAUUUUUGUUGCUUGACCAUUUUACAAAAAUGUUAUCCACGAUCAUUUGUUACAAAAACAAGGUAUAUAAAAAGCAAUUUUAAUAAAAACCACAAGUUAAAUUGCUACUUUUCCUUUG
Anopheles cruzii is the source of this 828-nucleotide messenger RNA. It is a transcript of the gene Adi1, whose product is annotated as acireductone dioxygenase. Lineage: Eukaryota; Metazoa; Arthropoda; Insecta; Diptera; Culicidae. The record is from RefSeq and is a predicted model, not a curated record. The coding region runs from base 116 to 667 and encodes 183 amino acids. Gene Ontology annotation, molecular function: acireductone dioxygenase [iron(II)-requiring] activity. The transcript has 2 exons.